Panicum hallii is the source of this 1777-nucleotide messenger RNA. RefSeq names its product ent-isokaurene C2/C3-hydroxylase-like. The record is from RefSeq and is a predicted model, not a curated record. The coding region runs from base 9 to 1574 and encodes 521 amino acids. The transcript has 2 exons. Gene Ontology annotation, molecular function: monooxygenase activity; iron ion binding; oxidoreductase activity, acting on paired donors, with incorporation or reduction of molecular oxygen. Lineage: Eukaryota; Viridiplantae; Streptophyta; Magnoliopsida; Poales; Poaceae.
CUGGCCCAAUGGAGAUCAGGACACUGUGCCUAGUCUUCAUCUUCCUCCUCCUCAUCCUCAGGCUCAUCAGGAGCUACAGGAUCACGUCCUCACCCACAAAGCCAUCGUCGGCGCGUCGCCUCCCGCCGGGGCCAUGGCAGCUGCCGCUCAUCGGCAGCCUGCACCACCUCCUCCUCUCGCGCUUCCGCGACCUGCCACACCGGGCGCUCCGCGAGAUGUCCGCGGCGUACGGGCCGCUCAUGCUUCUCCGCUUCGGUUCCGUUCCCACGCUGGUGGUAUCCUCCGCCGAGGCCGCCAGCGAGGUCAUGAGGACCCACGACCUCGCCUUCUGCAGCCGCCACCUGAGCGCCACCCUCGACAUCAUCAGCUGCGGCGGCAAGGACAUCCUGUUCUCCCCCUACGACGGCCGCUGGCGCGAGCUCCGCAAGGUGUGCGUGCUCGAGCUCUUCAGCCAGCGACGCGUGCUCUCCUUCCGGCCCGUCCGGGAGGAGGAGGUGGCGCGCCUCGUCCGCUUCAUCUCCGGCGAGUGCGGCGGCGGCCAGCCCGUCAACCUCAGCGACGAGAUCUCCCGCGUGGUAAAUGACAUCGUCGUGCGCACGGUCAUCGGCGACCGGUGCAAGUACCGGGACGAAUACUUGCGCGAGCUCGAGGAAGCGGUGCGGCUGGCCGGUGGGUUGAACCUGGCUGACCUGUACCCGUCGUCGCGGCUGGUGCGCCAGUUCAGCGCCGCGGCAAGAGACAUGGCAAGGUGCCAGAGGAACAUGUACCGUGUCAUCGAGAGUAUCAUCCAGGAGCGCAAGGGCACGCCGAUGGCAGAGCGAGAGGAGGACCUUCUCGGCGUCCUCUUGAGGCUGCAGAGGAAUGGUGGGCUGCAGAUUGCUCUCACCAACGAGCUAGUCAGCACUGUCAUUUUCGACAUUUUUUCUGCCGGGAGCGACACAUCAUCGAAUGUACUAGAAUGGGCCAUGUCCGAGCUUGUUAAGAAUCCACAAGUCUUGCAGAAGGCCCAGUCAGAGGUGAGGGAGACCUUCAGAGGACAGGACAAGUUAACUGAAGAUGGCAUGAUCAAGUUAAGGUACCUACAUCCGGUGAUCAAGGAGACUUUAAGGCUGCACCCUCCGGUACCACUCCUGCUCCCCCGAGAGUGUCGCAAGACAUGCCAGGUCAUGGGCUACGAUGUGCCAAAGGGAACCAAGGUGUUCGUGAACGUUUGGGGAAUAGCAAGGGACAACAAGUUCUGGGGCGAUGGCGAAGAAUUCAGGCCAGAAAGAUUUGAUAGUGGCAACGUUGAUUUCAAGGGCACCGACUUUGAGUACACCCCGUUUGGUGCAGGCAGGAGAAUAUGCCCUGGCAUGAUGCUCGGAUUAGCCAACAUAGAGCUGGUGCUCGCUAGUCUUCUUUAUCACUUCGACUGGGAGCUGCCUGGUGGCGCCAAGUCUGAAGAACUUGACAUGAACGAGACCUUUGGUAUAACAGUAAGCAGGAAGCCAAAGCUCUGGCUGAAGGCCAAACCGUACAUCAAUUCGGUGUCUACAAACUCAAAAAACAAUCAAGAAUCGACAGUAACGGGAUAAUCUCACUACACAGAAUUUUCUUUGGCGUUGAGACUGAACGUAAAAAAUCAGUAUCGGAGAUCUGCAAUAAAGAAAGAGUAUGCAGCUAGUCAUUGACCUGCUAUCAACGCUCCUACUGGAUGGAGAUGGAGUAGAAUUCUCUAUAGGAUUAUACGAGUGCUUUCAACAUUUGUUUCGUCACAGCUGUCUGUUGUCUGUCUCUA